AUGAAUUAUUCAGAAGUUUUUAAACUUUCAAAUGGUUUAUGCUCGUGUUCAUAUGACGGAUGUUACGUAGCCAAUGUAGUGAACCAGAAAUUAGUGGUUAGGCAGGCGGCUUCUUUGCAAGUUGUGGGUCUGUUCUCUUGUUCUGACGUUGUGCAGUACAUUGAAUGGUCUCCUGAUUCAACCAUGAUUCUGUGCGCCAUCUAUAAAAAAAAUCUUGUUCAGGUAUGGAGCAUAGAAGAUUUGGAUUGGACUUGCAAGGUUGAUGAAGGGUCAGUCGGAUUGGUCGGUGUUUGUUGGAGUCCAGACUCUCGACACAUCCUAACAACUUGUGAAUUUCAUUUGAGAAUAACCGUCUGGUCACUCGUCAACAAAUCAGUCAUGUAUAUAAAAUAUCCCAAACAGUGUAAAAAUUAUAUCGAUUUUUCAAGCAAUGAAAAAUAUUUAGCAGUGGCAGAACGAAGAGAUUGCAAAGAUUACAUAAGUUACUUCAAUUGUUACUCGUGGGAUCUCAUUAAAAAUUUUCCAACUGAGACGGAAAAUAUGGAAGGCAUAUGCUGGUCACCUAAUGAUGAAGUUUUGUGUGUUUGGGAAAAUUGCUUAACUUAUAAAGUUCUAAUAUAUUCCUUAAAUGGAUCGUGCUUGUCAAGUUUCAGUGCUUAUGAUUAUGCACUUGGGAUCAAGUCAGUUGUUUGGUCUCCCUCUGGCCAGUUCUUGGCCAUCGGCUCAUAUGAUGAAAAGAUAAGAUUGUUAAAUCAUCUGACUUGGAAACUUAUAUUAGAAUUUCCUCAUCCACCUAAUUUUGAUAGUAAUAUUGUUAUUUAUAAAGAAUCAGUUGUUACAGAUGUACUUAAAAAAACUUUUAGAAAAUACGAGAUUGCAGAGCCGAACAGCUCUUCAAACAUCCAAAUUCCAACAGCAAGUGUUAAUCCUAAUUCACCAACACCAAAAAUCGGUGUUGGAAACAUUCUAUUCAGUUGUGAUUCCAGAUAUUUAGCCAGUAAAAGUGAUUCCAUGCCUUCUAGCAUAUUUAUAUGGAGCUUGGAAAACUUGAAGUGCGUUGCCAUGUUAUUACACCUACAGCCAAUUAAAACAUUCUCUUGGGACCCAUCAAGUCCUCGAUUGAUCAUAUGUACUGGUGGUGAUGAAUUUUUUAUCUGGACACCAGAAAUCGCCCUAACCAUUCCAGUUUUAGGAAGGAAUGAUGGUUUCUGUGUUAAUGAUGCCAAGUGGGUGCCUUGCGAGGAAACCUCCCUUGUUUUAAUAGGUAAAGAUGAAAUGUGUUUAGGAUUUUUUCAAUAG
This is a messenger RNA of Helobdella robusta, 1299 nucleotides long. RefSeq lists its product as hypothetical. Gene Ontology annotation, cellular component: MWP complex; microtubule organizing center; mitotic spindle. The record is from RefSeq and is a predicted model, not a curated record. Lineage: Eukaryota; Metazoa; Annelida; Clitellata; Rhynchobdellida; Glossiphoniidae. The transcript is spliced from 5 exons. Gene Ontology annotation, molecular function: protein binding. The coding region runs from base 1 to 1299 and encodes 432 amino acids. Gene Ontology annotation, biological process: mitotic sister chromatid segregation; microtubule anchoring at mitotic spindle pole body; protein localization to mitotic spindle pole body.